AUGCAUUUGAUGUACACUCUCGAUGAGGCGGGCAGCCGUGUCUACACCCUCAAGAAGGUUGUCGACGGCAAGGUCACCAAGUCUGCCCACCCUGCCCGCUUCUCUCCCGAUGACAAGUGGUCGCGCCAGCGCGUGACGCUCAAGCGUCGCUUCAACCUUCUGCUUACGCAGCAGAAGGCCGAGUAA
Molecule: messenger RNA, 186 nt
Organism: Colletotrichum fioriniae
Lineage: Eukaryota; Fungi; Ascomycota; Sordariomycetes; Glomerellales; Glomerellaceae
Gene: NOP10
Product: snoRNP complex protein
Biological process (GO): ribosome biogenesis; rRNA pseudouridine synthesis; positive regulation of telomerase RNA localization to Cajal body
Cellular component (GO): box H/ACA snoRNP complex
Molecular function (GO): snoRNA binding; telomerase RNA binding
Source: RefSeq, a predicted model, not a curated record